Molecule: messenger RNA, 1716 nt
Organism: Dryobates pubescens (Downy woodpecker)
Lineage: Eukaryota; Metazoa; Chordata; Aves; Piciformes; Picidae
Gene: SVIP
Product: small VCP interacting protein
Exons: 4
Coding region: 67-309 (80 amino acids)
Biological process (GO): negative regulation of VCP-NPL4-UFD1 AAA ATPase complex assembly; negative regulation of retrograde protein transport, ER to cytosol; positive regulation of autophagy
Cellular component (GO): endoplasmic reticulum membrane
Source: RefSeq, a predicted model, not a curated record
CGGGGCCGGGACCGCCGCCGCCUCCUCGCCGCCGGUCGGGGGCCGUCGCCGGCGGUGGGUCCCACCAUGGGGCUGUGCCUGCCCUGCAUGGGGGGCGCCGUCAAGGAUGUGGUGGAGACGCCCGACCCGGAAAUAAAAAGAAGACAGCUAGCAGAAGCUGCUGAAAAGAGGCAGAUGGAGGCUUCCUCUCGAGGCAUUAAGAACGCCUACUCUGUAGAGCAAAAGAAAAAGAAACAGGAAGAAAUAGAGAAAAGAAUGGCAGCUGCAGGUCCUGGAGGAGAAGGAGGACUGAGAUGGCAGGUUGGAUAAAGAAGGAAGAAUUCAGAAGAGAAGAUUGAUGUUUACUGCCAGUGACUUGCCAGUGUCUGCAGCCAAGUGGCACUUACUCAUUAUGUGGCUUUUGCUGUUUGCAUCUGAACACACAGCAGUACUUUGCCAUUGUGGGAGAUGUGGACGUAUACACCAAGAAACUUAAGAUCUAACUCUGAACAAUUCAGUUUUGGCCAAUUUGUUUGUUUAUGUGCAUGUUUUACUACUUCCCUGUCAAGGGAGCGAGGUGGUUUUCUCCCUUGGAAAUGACCUCCUUAGCUGUAGUCAGUCAGGAUGUGUGUGCUGUCUGGUCAGUUGAUGUCUGUUUGGGUAUGACUGGUCUAAAAGUUUCUCUAAGCCCUCAUGUGGAAAGUUGUUCACAAAUGUAUAUAUAUAUUUGCCUAUGUGGGUGACAGCAUCUCUCUUCAGCUCCCUAGUGACCUUUGAACUGCUUAGGGACUUAGUGCCUUUUACAAACAAGACAUCAGAGUCAUAGCAGGUCCUUACAAAUGGAAGCAUUUUGUGACACUAGUUAAAAACUAGAAACCUUUGUAAACCCUGUCAUCCUUCUAGCAAGAAAGCUGUUUUAUUAGGAGUCUGAGACUUGGUCUCGUUUUCUGAUCCGGAUUUCUUUGGCGUCUGUAUUUAUGUACUGGAAGUUCAACGUGGAAUGAAUGCUGUUAGUUGUUGGCCUUUGUUACCACAAGAGGGCAGUGCUGCACUUCUCAGGAUUCUAGGAAACGGGCUGCAAAAGACUUCUUACAUCAUCUCUUGGAUGGUUUUACUGCCUGAAGAUUCCGUGCUGUGGAGGGAGGUGGGUGUGUUGCAGCACAGCAAGGUUUGCUAAAUGGCCAAAGCUCUGUCGCUUUUGUUCUCUGUUCAGCAAUGUCUGUAAUCCCUUUCCCAAAUGUGAAGCUGCCAUUGAUUAUUUAGGGCUACCUAAACUGUGGUGUUAACUAGUGGCAAACUAGUUACCUCAAGCCUCUGCUUUGGUAGAGGGAAGCUUGUUACAGCAUGAUCAACACUAAGAUCCCAGCUCUAUUUUUCCCCAGAGACCAUUUCGCUUGGCCUUGGUAUCUUACUGGCCCCAUUUCUGACCUAGUUUAGGCUACAGAGGCUUUUUCCCCCUGCCUUGAACUAAAUACUUCUUCUUUUACCUCUCCCAGUAAUGUCUCAUGCUGAUUUAGGAUUGCAGACCUGACACAAUGAGUUUCCUGGCUUAGCCUUCAGAACUGACUUGAGAAGGAAGACUUUUCAAUGUUAAUGUAACGGCCUUUGGUCUAGGAAGCUGUGUCCUUGGCAGAUGAAUACCUUCUGCUUCCUUUGAUUGCUGGUUGCUCUCUUCACUGUAUUAACUGGGCAUAGUGAUUUUUUUAAGUCUAAUGCAUUAAAUUAUAAUAAAAUAUA